AUGUGCUGCGGAGUUUUAGAGUGGCUAAGUAGCGACGAUGAUUCGCUAGUCCUGUACGACUGCCAAGAGGGAAAACCAAAAAGGACACUUUAUAGUAAAAAAUAUGGGGUUGAUCUCAUCAGGUAUACCCACGCAGCCAACACAGUCGUCUACAGUUCUAACAAAAUCGAUGAUACUAUCCGAUACCUGUCACUUCAUGAUAACAAAUACAUAAGAUAUUUUCCUGGGCAUAAUAAAAGAGUAACAUCACUGUCCAUGUCUCCUGUGGAUGACACAUUUAUAUCCGGCUCAUUAGAUAAAACUAUUAGAUUGUGGGAUCUGCGGUCUCCAAAUUGUCAAGGUCUGAUGCACCUGCAAGGAAAGCCAGUCUGUUCCUUUGAUCCAGAGGGGCUCAUUUUUGCUGCUGGAAUAAAUUCAGAAAUGGUGAAGCUUUACGAUCUUCGAUCAUUUGACAAGGGUCCUUUUGCAACCUUCAAACUUCAGUACGAGAGAACGUGUGAGUGGACUGGACUUAAAUUCAGCAAUGAUGGGAAACUGAUUCUUCUCGCCACAAACGGAGGAGCCCUGCGCAUCCUGGACGCUUUCAAGGGUGCUGUACUACACUCGUUUGGGGGUUACAACAACGGAAAAGCGGUAACACUCGAAGCAUCCUUCACACCGGAUUCACAGUUUGUCAUGAUCGGCUCAGAGGAUGGAAAGAUUCAUGUAUGGAAUGCAGAGAGUGGAAUGAAGGUGGCACUUUUAGACGGGAAGCACACAGGACCCAUCACCUGUCUGCAGUUCAACCCAAAGUUUAUGACAUUUGCAAGUCUGAGCCACUGUCCCACCAUGUUUCUCGCGCUGGUGGUGACGCCAGAACUGAGGGAGUUCCUGGCCCAGGCCAGAGGAGGAGCAGUGCGCCUCAUCAAAGUGGCCAUCCAGGACGAGCAGCUUGUGCUGGGGGCCUUCAGGGAACCAGAGCAGAGCUGGGAUCAGGACUAUGACCAUCUCCUGCUUCCACUCCUUGACAACCAAGAGCCAAGCUACUUCCUGUAUCGCCUGGACUCCCACAAUGCCCUGGGCUAUGAGUGGAUCUUCAUUUCGUGGUCCCCGGAUGAGUCUCCUGUCAAACAAAAGAUGCUUUAUGCUGCCACACGCGCCACCGUCAAGAAGGAGUUUGGAGGAGGCCACGUCAAGUACGAGCUUUUCGGAACAAUCGAGGAGGAUGUGUGUUUACUCGGAUACCAGCACCACGUGAUGUCAUGCUCUGGCCCCGCCCCCCUCACGAUGGCUGAACAAGAACUGCAAAGGAUCAAAAUCACAGAGGGCAGAGUUAAACAGGUGAAAGCGGAGAUCAGCAUGGACAUCAAGCAGACACUUCAGGGCUUGUCAUUUCCACUGCAGGAGUCGGCAAAGAGAGCUCUGAAUCUCCUAUCACAAAAAUGCAUUAAUUAUAUACAGUUGCGGUUGGACAUAGAAAAAGAGACGAUUGAACUGGUUCACUCCAAUCCAACAAACAUCAGAGAACUGCCCCGAAGAGUUCCCAAAGACACUCCCCGAUACCACUUGUUCCUUUACAAACACUGUCAUGAAGGAGACCAACUCGACUCUAUUGUGUUUAUCUAUUCAAUGCCUGGGUACAGCUGCAGCAUCAAAGAACGCAUGCUGUAUUCCAGUUGCAAGAGCCGGCUACUGGAUGAAGUGGAGAAAGAUUAUCAUUUGGAAAUAGCAAGAAAGCUGGAGAUCGAUGACGGCAAUGAACUGACGGAAGAGUUCCUUUACGACGAGGUCCACCCCAAACAACACGCCCACAAACAGGCCUUCGCCAAGCCCCGAGGUCCUGCGGGAAAGCGGGGCCAUAAACGCCUCAUCAGGGGCACGGGAGACGCCAUCCCGGACAGCUAG
Molecule: messenger RNA, 1884 nt
Organism: Knipowitschia caucasica
Lineage: Eukaryota; Metazoa; Chordata; Actinopteri; Gobiiformes; Gobiidae
Source: the annotation of a GenBank genome assembly